Pipra filicauda (Wire-tailed manakin) is the source of this 3611-nucleotide messenger RNA. RefSeq names its product Rho GTPase activating protein 45 (gene ARHGAP45). Bases 98 to 3532 code for a protein of 1144 amino acids. The transcript is spliced from 23 exons. NCBI's taxonomy places the organism in Eukaryota, Metazoa, Chordata, Aves, Passeriformes, Pipridae. The record is from RefSeq and is a predicted model, not a curated record. Gene Ontology annotation, cellular component: membrane. Gene Ontology annotation, molecular function: GTPase activator activity. Gene Ontology annotation, biological process: signal transduction; activation of GTPase activity.
GGCUCCGGAGCCCACCCGCGGCUCCUUAGCGGGGGGCAGCCGCCCCCGCCCCCGUCCCGACCCCCCGGAGAGGGGCCUAUGGGUGGCGGCCGGCGGGAUGCUCGGCCGGGCCGCGGGCAGGAACAGCUACAGCCCCUGGGCGGCGGCGGGCAGAGCCCACCCGCCCCAGCGCUCCCUGGACUCGCUGCCCUGCGCGCCCGCCGUGCGACUGACGGACCUCUCCCGCAAGGAUUGCCUGGAGGCACCAGGCUCCAGCCUGGGGGACCUGCCCGCGGCCAGCGCCAAGCUCAGCACCAGCCCCAGCACCGUGGGCACCCUGAAGCGCCCCACCAGCCUCAGCCGCCAUGCCAGUGCCGCCAGCUUCCCCCUGCCCGCGGCCCCCCGCACCAUGGCCAAGGGACACAAGACCCCCACGUCCUACAGCCCCAUGGAGGGCGGGGAGGGUCCCUUCAUCGACCCCGAGGACAUCUCCCAGCUGCUGGCGGACGUCGCCCGCUUCGCCGACGCCCUGGAGAAGCUGCGGGACGUGGUGCUGCGCGAUGACCCCAAGGAGCCCCAGCGGCCGCUGGCCCACGAGUGCUUGGGCGAAACCCUGCGCAUCCUGCGCCAGGUCAUCAACAAGUACCCCCUGCUCAACACCCUGGAGACCCUGACAGCUGCUGGGACCCUCAUCUCCAAAGUCAAGGGGUUCCACUAUGAAUCCAACAACGAGGCGGACAAGCGGGAGUUCGAGAAGGCCGUGGAGACCAUCGCUGUGUCCUUCAGCAGCACGGUGUCCGAGUUCCUCAUGGGGGAGGUGGACAGCAGCACCCUCCUCUCCAUCCCUCCCAGCGACCAGAACCAGAGUAUGGAGAGCCUCUACGGGGGGAUCCCAGGGCCUGGAGGAGACAGUGUGCCUGUGGGCGUGGAGAGCUACAACGCGGCCCGUCCUGCGGCCGAGGAAGUGGACGUGAUGCUGCAGCGCUGCGAGGGGGGGGUGGACGCUGCACUCCAGUACGCCAAAACCAUCUCCAAGUACAUGAAGGACCUGAUCUCGUACCUGGAGAAAAGGACCACGCUGGAGAUGGAGUUUGCUAAAGGGCUCCAGAAAAUGGCAAACAGCUGCAAGCAAACCAUGAGCCAGGAGACCAACAUGCCUUUCCUGUCCAUCUACCUGCUGGCCCUGGAGCAGGACAUGGAGCAUGGGACGUCGGUUCUGCAGGCAGCCAACACCCUGCAGCACCAAACCUUCCUCCAGCCGCUGAUGGUGAGACGCCUCGAGCACGAGAAGCGGAGGAAGGAGAUCAAGGAGCAGUGGCACCGGGCACAGAGGAAACUGCAAGAGGCCGAGGGGAACCUGCGCAAGGCCAAGCAGACGUACAUGCAGCGCAGCGAGGAGCACGACAAGGCCAAGUACGUGGCGGUGAAAGCGGAGGAGGAGCAGCAGAACACGACCAGCAGCAUCACCACCAAAACCCUGGACAAGAAGAGGCGGCUGGAAGAGGAGGCCAAGAACAAGGCAGAGGAGGCCAUGGCCACGUAUCGCACCUGCGUGGCCGAUGCCAACACACAGAAGCAGGAGCUGGAGGACACCAAGGUGAACUCGCUGCGGCAGAUCCACGAGGUGAUCAAACAGAGCGACCAGGUCAUCAAGUCGGCCACCAUCUCCUUCUACCAGACCAUGCACAUGCAGACGGCGCCGCUGCCCGUGAACUUCCAGACGCUGUGUGAGAGCAGCAAGCUGUACGACCCGGGCCAGCAGUACGCGUCCCACGUGCGGCAGCUGCAGCGCGGGGACGAGCCCGACGUGCAGUACGACUUCGAGCCCUACGUGUCUCACAACGCCUGGUCCCCCUUUUCUCGGACACGGAAGGGCAGCUUCAACGCCAGCGAGUUCCCCACGAGUGCCGAGGGGGCCGGGGCCGGCUCUGAAGGAGGGGCAGGAGCCAAGGAGGCUCCGAGUGGGGCCGAGGCGGCCGAGCGGAGAGGUGGGAGGGGACACCAGGUCCAUAAAUCCUGGCCAACCACUGUUGCUGAUGCUGAAAGCAGCCUGGAUUCCAGUGCAGGUGAAUUCAGCCACAAGCUCCAGCGGCUCUCGUCCAACGGCACCGUGUCCUCCAGUGAGGAGCUGGAGGAGAAGGAUGAGACCACCACCCCCUUUGAGCAGAGCAUCAAUGGGAUCAGCCCGGAGCUGGCAGCUCCCACGGGGCCCUUCCGGAACGUUGGCUUGUCCAAGGCUGCCCAGACCCAUCGGCUGAGGAAGCUCCGUGCCCCUUCCAAGUGUCGGGAGUGCAACAGCUACGUGUACUUCCAGGGAGCUGAGUGUGAGGAGUGCUACCUGGCCUGCCACAAGAAGUGCCUGGAGACCUUGGCCAUCCAGUGUGGGCACAAGAAGCUCCAAGGGAAGCUGCAGCUCUUUGGGCAGGACUUCACAGAGGCAUCUCGGGGCAGCCCGGACGGGAUCCCCUUCAUUGUCAAGAAGUGCAUUUUGGAGAUCGAGAAGCGGGCUCUGAAAACCAAGGGCAUCUAUCGAGUUAACGGCGUCAAGACCCGCGUGGAGAAGCUCUGCCAGGCCUUUGAGAAUGGGAAGGAGCUGGUGGAGCUGUCCCAGGCCUCCCCCCACGACAUCAGCAACGUCCUGAAGCUCUACCUGAGACAGCUGCCAGAGCCCCUGAUGCCCUUCCGGCUGUACAACCAGCUGAUGGGGCUGGCCAAGGAGAGCCUGCAGGGCGGGGAGGCCAAGGGCCGGGGCGGGAGGGGCGGCCCCGAGCUGGUGGACAGAGGAGCCGACACCGACCGGGUGGUGCUGAGCCUGGUGCUGAAGCUGAGGGAGCUGCUGAAGGAGCUUCCCUACGAGAACAUGGCCACGCUCCAGUACCUCCUGCAGCACCUGAGGAGGAUCAUGGAAGUGGAACAGGACAACAAGAUGACCUCAGGCAACCUGGGCAUCGUCUUUGGGCCAACACUGAUGCGUCCCAGGCCCACGGACGCCACGAUUUCCUUGUCCUCACUGGUGGAUUAUCCCCACCAAGCUCGUAUCAUCGAGGCCCUCAUCAUCUUCUACCCCACCAUCUUCGAGCACAAGGAGGUGGCGGCGCUGGCCGAGCCCGGCAGGCGCAGCUCAGGCGCCACAGAGGAGCCCACGGCUGCCCCCAGCACUGUCCCCUACCUGGACCUGCCUUCGGAGAAGGGGAGUUUGGCUUUCAGCGCCGACUCACUCGCAGAGUCCGGCGACCGCUCCGUGGACUCUGACUCGGAGCUGGAGGACGCUGGGGAGCCACGGACCCACCUGAGCAAACAGGGCAGCGAGACCAGCACGGACGAGGCUCAGUUCUGCGACGAGGGGAGCGAGGGGCCGCGGAGCCGCAGCUGCAGCGCGGGCCAGUCGGACACCGAGGGCUCCGGGCCCCGCUGCUGCAGCCCCGGGGACGAGCAGAGCGACGCGGAGGAGCCCCCCGAGAGCCGCGUCCCUGCUGCCCCCAGGGACAGCACGAGCCAGCACAGCACCCCUGGGGGUGCCAGGGGCCGUGAGCUGCAGCCCCGGCUCAUCUGAGCCACCAGACAGAACCACUGUGGGCACUGGGACGGGCAAAGGGGCAAAUCCCAGAGACUGCCCAGACACAGAAACCUGG